AUGCCGUCACACUUGUCCGUGACCGAGCCCAUCUCCUCGGUAUACGACAAGACGCCAAGCUUUGAGCAAUUACGUGACGCAUUAUUGGAUCUUUCAGAGCCUGCAAGCAAGCGCACGCGUGCUAUUUUCUACCUACGAUCUCGUGGCAGCGCGACGGACCUACAAGUAUUGUUGACGGCACUGCUGAAUCGCAAAGACUCGGAGCUUAUACGCCAUGAGUUGGCCUACGUAAUCGGUCAAUUAAAGAUGGAGGAAGCGUGUGAGACGCUACAACAGGUGCUGGCAGACGAGUCAGAUGAUUGCAUGGUGCGCCAUGAGGCGGCUGAGGCUCUUGGGACCAUUGGUGCAGCUCAGUCACUAGCGGUGCUUGAAAAGUUCAGCAAUGACCCGACGCCUGAAGUGUCUGAUACGUGCAAGUUGGCAGCGAGUUUGAUCAAGUACAAGCUAGCCAAGGUUAAUGGUGAAGUUGCUGAGGGAGAGGUAGACCACAACCCGUACCUGUCAGAAGAUCCUGCUCCCGCUGCAGAGAAGAACGUGUCGACUGCUGAGCUGCGAAAGAUUCUGCUGGACCACAAUGGAGACAUGUUUGCAAAAUAUCGAGCCAUGUUCUCGCUUCGUAAUCGCAAUACGGACGAGGCGGCGCUAGCUCUUGCCGAGGCAUUUGCAGACCCGAACGAUUUGUUCAAGCACGAGAUUGCCUACGUCAUGGGCCAGAUGGAGAACCCCAUCGUCGUGCCAGCGCUCAAGAAGGUGCUUCUGGAUGAGACACAGCACCGAAUGGUGCGCCACGAGGCUGCUGAGGCGCUGGGAGCGAUUGGUACUACCGAGUGCGAGGACAUCCUGAAGGAACAUCUCAAGGACAAAGUCCCAGUGGUGCGGGAGAGUUGUGUCGUAGCGCUCGACAUAAUGGAUUACUGGGCGCCUAUCAAGUAA
Peronospora belbahrii is the source of this 933-nucleotide messenger RNA. NCBI's taxonomy places the organism in Eukaryota, Oomycota, Peronosporomycetes, Peronosporales, Peronosporaceae. The record is from the annotation of a GenBank genome assembly.